This is a messenger RNA of Fundulus heteroclitus (mummichog), 1235 nucleotides long. It is a transcript of the gene tmem187, whose product is annotated as transmembrane protein 187. The coding region runs from base 116 to 901 and encodes 261 amino acids. The record is from RefSeq and is a predicted model, not a curated record. The transcript has a single exon. Gene Ontology annotation, cellular component: transport vesicle. Lineage: Eukaryota; Metazoa; Chordata; Actinopteri; Cyprinodontiformes; Fundulidae.
UAAACAACGCACUGACGUUUGGUCUUGCUUGCUACUAAACGCGCCACCACAAACACCAUUAACUCUGCGUGCUUUUUCGUUCUAGUCGGGUAUAAAAAAAGUGUCUAUCAGCAGAAUGAGGUCGGCUCUGCUUCAUGUUACAGUGGUUUUCAUAUUCUGCGUUGCUUUGUCGAACACUAACAUGUUCAGUGACGUGGAAGUGGACUUGACUUACGACCAUUACGCAGAAAAAAGAGACGAAAACAUGCCUGCGUUCUUGGCAAUGCCAUUUAACUGUCUGGUUAAUUUGGCCUAUAUCUUCAUGGGACUGUACUGGCUGCUCUGGCACAGAGGCGUUAAGGAAACGAAGCAAAGCUGCUACAUGAGGGAGGUCUUCGCUCUCAUGGCUGUCUUUUACGCACCGGUACAGUGGACGCGCCUGGCAACACUGGGGCGCGCCCCCGCCGUGCUAGACCAAUGGUUCACCUUGCCGAUCUUCGCGUGGGUUCCUGUCUGGAUUGACUUCAUAGAAAGCGCACCGGGGAAGUGGCGCGCGUCGCACGCGGCAAUACUCGAACUGUGCUCCGUCGCCAGUUACGGCCUGGCGCUCGCGCACGAACGAGGCUUUGAGGUGGCUUUGGGGUGUCACGUGGCGCUGGCGCUGUACAGAGGUGUCCGCGUGCAGCUGAGGCGCGGGGACAGCCGCACAGCGGGGUACCUCCUGCUGGCUGCGCUGUCCUGUGCGGGAUUCGUGGCGCUGAAGCUGCUGGAUCACUGGCUCGCUCGGCACUGGAUCUUCCAGAGACUCACUGGACACUUCUGGUCCAAAGUGUGCGACGUGCUGCAGUUCCACUACAGCUUUUGCUUCCUGACUGCAUUAACAGACGAGGCCCAGAACAAACCUGCGGCAAAGCAGGAGUGAUCAGGACAACGGAUGUGUUUCAGAGGAUCUACAGCAGCUCAGCGAUUCCAGUAGAUCAAUUUGUAAUCAUAGAGUACACAGAUCAACAGCUAGCAAAUGUAGCUGGAAUCUAAACAUGGUAAAGACUAAAUAAGCCAUCCAUUCUGGUGCAUCUAGCUUAGGUUCACACAUGCCAGCCAAAUUCUGCUUUGGGUCAUAUUUCUGCAAAAACAUGAUGUAUAAAUGUAAAUAUCUCAAGUGGUGUCAAAACUUAGUAUACCUGUAAAACCCACAUCUGGCUAAUUUCAUUAAUCUGAGGAGAUCCUUAAUUCUAAUAAAGUUUUAAUGUGAAAUU